AUGGUUUUUCUAGAUUUCUUAAUUAUCCGAACUUUCGCACAUAAAAAUAUCAAUGCUGAAAAACAAACUAGAUUCAUUCCUUUCCUCGCCAAAUAAAAAAUUGAAAAAAAGCAUGGCUACAAACAUCAUUUACAAUAUUAUUAGGAAAAAGAAGAAAAAGAAAUAUGCUAUCUUGUGGCCGCUACUUAUGACUGCUGGAUAAAUGGGUAGAUAUUUUAGCAGACUUUAGUUUGA
Molecule: messenger RNA, 234 nt
Organism: Stylonychia lemnae
Lineage: Eukaryota; Ciliophora; Spirotrichea; Sporadotrichida; Oxytrichidae
Source: the annotation of a GenBank genome assembly